Lolium perenne is the source of this 1507-nucleotide messenger RNA. RefSeq names its product WAT1-related protein At5g64700. Lineage: Eukaryota; Viridiplantae; Streptophyta; Magnoliopsida; Poales; Poaceae. Gene Ontology annotation, molecular function: transmembrane transporter activity. Gene Ontology annotation, cellular component: membrane. The record is from RefSeq and is a predicted model, not a curated record.
AUGGACGAUGAGGGAGGCGCGAAGGUCAGUGCCGGUGGCGGCUGCAAGGCCGUUUUCCCGGCGGAGAGCGUGAUGCUGCCGGCAAGCAUGGUGCUGGUGCAGCUCUUCUCCAUAGUGCUGGUGCUCCUCUCGAAGCUGGCUCUCAACACCGGCAUGCAGCCCUUCGUCCUGCUCGCCUACCGGAACCUCAUCGGCGCCGCCGCCGUCGCGCCGCUCGCCUUCUUCUUCGAGAGGAAAGCAAAGAAAGUCCCCAACCUCAUCGAGUGUGGCUGGAUUACCAUAAACGCCACUUUCGGGGUUAUCCUGGCGAUGGGGCUUUACUACUAUGGCCUGCGCGGCACCAACGCCACCUACUCCGUCAUCUUUCUCAACCUCAUCCCCAUCGUCACCUCCCUCGUCGCCAUCGCACUCAGGGCAGAGAAGCUGGCAUUCACAAGCUGGCCUGGCAAGAUGAAGCUCCUGGGCAUCUUGGCGUGCGUCGGGGGAACAAUGGUGGUCACCCUCUACAAAGGCAAGAUGCUGCGCCAUCCUUGGCCUACCCACCUGCUGAGGCCCCAUACUCAUGCAGCAGCAACUCCGGCAGUUCACCACAAUAUGGUCGCAGGCACACUAUUCCUGUGCGGCAGCUGCCUCGGAUACGCCUUCUGGUUCAUCAUACAGGUUAGGCUAGCUAAGGUUUUCCCAUCUAGGUACUGGGCGACGACGCUAACGUGUCUGUCCGGGAGCCUGCAAGCUUUCGUUAUCGGCAUCUUGAUCGACCAUGACACGUCAGCAUGGAGGCUUAAGUGGGACCUACAGCUCCUCACUGUAGUCUACUCGGGGAUAUUCAACACCGGUGUUGCGUUCAUCCUGAUGUCUUGGGCGGUGAAGCGUCGUGGGCCAAUUUACCCCUCCAUGUUCAACUCUCUAGCCAUGGUAGCAACUGUGAUCAUGGACUCGGCACUGCUCGGCACCAGCAUCUUCUUAGGAAGCAUUUUGGGAACACUGCUAGUCAUCUUGGGGCUAUACGCAUUUCUGUGGGGGAAGGGAAAGGAGCUUCAGGAAGCUAUGGCAGCAGCGAAGAACGCCAGUGGGAAGGAGGAAGCUGGAGACUGCGGCGAGCAUGGUUCACAAGAACUGGAGCAGCGCCGUGGCAGCAAUGAGUUAGCAUAACGAGUGCAGGUGUGUUCACGAAGACUAACAGUCGCGACAAAGGUGUAAAGGUGCAGUGGCCUUCUAUACAUAGUUUUCCCGGUGGACGAUGAUGGAGAUACUACUUAGAGUACUCUGAAUUUAAGACUCAUGCAUUAUAUGAACCAAGAGUUGGGCAUCUUCAGAAUUUAGCAUCUCGUAUUAUAUUCAGUGGGCACUUAAUCAUUUAUCAUGUCUCCAUUCCAGAAAAUUCCGUGCAGUUUUUCAGCCUUAUUUUCCCUGGCUGGCAUUCAGUGCAGUACUGUGAGUUUCUGUUUCAUUUCUGCCUGUGAAAUGCAUACACGAGGUACAAAGUUAAACUCUUAUUAUUACAUUG